Messenger RNA from Eubalaena glacialis (North Atlantic right whale), 1368 nucleotides. Its product is annotated as lysosome-associated membrane glycoprotein 1-like. NCBI's taxonomy places the organism in Eukaryota, Metazoa, Chordata, Mammalia, Artiodactyla, Balaenidae. Gene Ontology annotation, cellular component: membrane. The record is from RefSeq and is a predicted model, not a curated record.
AUGUCCCCCUUUAGCACCAUCAGUGGCAUUUUGGAAUUAUCUCAAGCUAUGAAAAGAACCAGAAUCAACUUACAGUGGUUAAGAAUCCGCCUGCGCAAAGGGAAUGCUUCUGUCUCCAGUCUCCUGAUGGCUUUUGGAAGAGGCCAUAUGCCGACCCUCCCAGUUUCACAAGAAAUGCAACACGUUAGUGUCCAGCUGAUGCGUUUUGUUUAUAACUUGUCAGAUACAGGGAUUUUCCCCAAUUCGAGCUCCAGGGCAAUCAAGACUGCGGAAUCCCGUACCGACACCAAGGGAGACAUAAAUAAAAAGUACAGGUGUGCGAGCAGCAAUCAGAUCCGCAUGCGCAACGUGACCAUCGGGCUCCGUGACGCCACCCUCCAGGCCUACCUCUCCAGCAACAGCUUCUGCAGGCAGGAGACGACCUGUGAGCAAGACUGGCCCUCCCCGCCCACCCCGGCCGCGCCGCCCCAGUCCUCGCCCACCCCGGCGCCCAAGAGACCCUCGGGGUCCAAGUACAACGUGAGCGUCACCAGCGGGACCUGCCUGCUGGCCAGCAUGGGGCUGCAGCUGAACGUCACCUGCAGGACGAGGGACAACACAACGGUGACCAGAGAGUUCAGCAUCAACCCCAACAAGACCACCUUUGGGGGGAGCUGCACAGCCCAGCUGGGGACCCCGGAGCUCCGCGGCAGGAACCUGCUCCUGCCGCUCCAGUUUGCGAUGACCAAUUGCAGCCGGGUUUUCCUGCAAGGAGUCCCGCUGACGCUGACUCCGCCCGAUGCCGGAGACCCCGGCUUCAAGGCCGCCCACGGCCCGCUGAGGGCGCUGCAGGCAGCCGCCGGGAGCUCCUACGAGGGCAACGCUGAGGAGCGCGUGCGGGUCCCCGAGACCUAUUCAGGGUGUGGGUCGGCGUUCCGCGUGGACGGGGACAAGUUUGGGCCUGUGGAGGAGGGUCAGCUGGGUGAGAAGAGCAUGCUGAGCCCCAUCGCCGUGGGAGGCGCCCUGGCAGGGCUGGUGCUCAGCGUCCUCAUCGCCUACCUUAUUGGCCGGAAAAGGAGCCACGCCGGCUGCCCGCACCCGCCGCGGACCAGCAGCAGCUGCGCGGCCUCGGGCCGGUUCCCUGGGCUUAGAUUGCUGUUGAGGGAGGCACCCUUUCUUGCAAACAUCUGCUUUAUCCAAUGUGAAGUUCAUCCGGCCACAGUUACUAUUGACAAAAGAGCAACUAUGGAAAUGACGGUGUUAAUUUUGCUAACUGGGUGUAAGCCUUGCAAAGGGAGCGUCUCUGGUCUUAAUGCUUUGAUGAAGCCUGGUAGCUGUGAGCCUGACGCGCUGAAGAAAUCAGUAGGAACGAGAAUCGUAGAGCAGUAG